GAUCAGUAAGGAGGAGUUUGACCUGGAAGCGCGCAGGCUUCUUACGCAAGACAAUGUCCACUCUCACAACGAUUUCCUCCUGGCCAUUCUUACCCGAUGCCAGAUCUUGGUUUCUGCACCAGUGUCCAGAGAAGGAAACAGUGAAGCUGUGGGGAAGAUCUGUCAGGACUUGUCAUGACCAAGACUCCUGCUGUGCUCUUAGCCCCUUCCCCAGCAGUUGCUGGCAGUGCAGCUGAGAUGGAAGGACAGAUAAAUGUAGAGCUGAGAAACCAAAACCAGAUGGAUCAGGAAAGGAAGCCUGCAGAGAAUGAGGGGAAGAGCUGGCAAAGAGGGCAGGUUAGGAACACGCUGCACCUUGUGUCUGCGACUGCUCAGUGGAUUUUACUGCUUGGCUGCUUGAUUUACCUUGCUAUAGGUUCUCUGCAACCCUCAACGCCUUGGAGUAGCCUUCACUUGGAAAAACUGCCGUGGACCCAUAUCCGGUACACAGGAGAAAGCAUCAAAGGAGUAGCCAUGAAUUUCACUCCUUAUGCAGGCACUAUUCAGAUCAAAAAUGGUUCCAUCAUGAUCAGCUGUGAUGGCCUCUACUUAGUGUCCUUGAAGGGCUUUAUCUUUUUUGCUGACUUGGAAGAGGGGGACUUGUGGAAGCUAACACUGCAGAAGACAAACAAGGAAACCAGCAGGCCCCUCUGGGAGCAAACAGUACAGGAAAGGGACAAUGAAAUAAAUCUCACCAUGGUGCUCUUCUUGUUUGAGAAGGAUUACAUCACCCUGUGGACCAAUUCCAGUGCCAACAUUACGGGUUUGUCAUUUAGCCUUGUGUUACAAAGUCCCUUCAAUUGCUCUCAUCUUCAGUCAUAGAAGAUGAGAAGAUAUGAAAUGUAACAUGUAAAGUACAGCGUUUCCUACCAAUCUAUUUGCCUGUGGGAGGUUUGCUCUCACUGGCUCUACUUGUACAGGCAGACAGCUCUAGCCUCCCUCCUUACGGCUGCAGAAAGCCUCAGCUGGAGUGCAGAUAAAUCACAGUGCGAACGGGGUUUAUACAGUGCAUGCUGUGCUCGUCUCUUUGGAGCAAUGUGCAGCUGUUUUGCUACCCAGGAUGGAUCUUUCUAGCUCUGGAGAAACGACUAUGCAGAGCCCUUGAGGAGAACAGAAAUGAAAGCUGAAGAAAGUCACCUAAGCUUAGCUCAUAUUCAGAGAAACCCCAUGUUUCUGUUUACCUGACAGUAUCUGUAUAUAGUACAAAAGCACUGUACAUUUGCUAAAAUAAAAGGCUGGUAAAUCAGGAAGAUA
Pezoporus occidentalis (night parrot) is the source of this 1293-nucleotide messenger RNA. RefSeq names its product TNF superfamily member 4 (gene TNFSF4). The coding region runs from base 175 to 861 and encodes 228 amino acids. NCBI's taxonomy places the organism in Eukaryota, Metazoa, Chordata, Aves, Psittaciformes, Psittacidae. The record is from RefSeq and is a predicted model, not a curated record. Gene Ontology annotation, molecular function: cytokine activity; tumor necrosis factor receptor superfamily binding. The transcript has 6 exons. Gene Ontology annotation, biological process: positive regulation of T cell proliferation; positive regulation of cytokine production; inflammatory response.